AUGGYGGAAAGGAAAUUGGAUGUAAACUUAUUUGUCGUAAAAUUAAUCGCAUUUAUAUACUUAAUUACUACAAAAUACACAGCUCAAGCAAGUAAUAUAGAUUAUAGUUGUUAUGAUGAAUCAUGUGGAAGAAAAUAUCACCCCAGAGGACCUUUGAUAAAUUGUACAUUCGUGCCAAGAGAUUUCCUGGAUUGCGAAACAGUACAAGAUCUUGCCGGUAAUGCGACUAAGAAGCAAGAGUUGGGUUAUGGAUGUGUGAAAUUUGGAGGAUCUCGAUAYGAGGAAGUGGAGAGAUCUAGAGUGUGGUGCGAGGUUUUACAAGGAAUAGAAUGUUAUGGUGARAGGAGAUUUCUGGGCCAUGAAGAACCUUGUAUCAAAUAUUCAGGACAUUACUUUGUCACGACCCUUCUCUAUUCCAUUCUACUUGGUUUUCUUGGYGUGGAUAGAUUCUGUCUUGGUCAUACUGGGACAGCUGUUGGCAAACUACUAACAUUAGGUGGUCUUGGGAUAUGGUGGGUACUCUGUCGUUAA
This is a messenger RNA of Exaiptasia diaphana, 531 nucleotides long. RefSeq names its product TM2 domain-containing protein CG11103. The record is from RefSeq and is a predicted model, not a curated record. The transcript is spliced from 5 exons. NCBI's taxonomy places the organism in Eukaryota, Metazoa, Cnidaria, Anthozoa, Actiniaria, Aiptasiidae. Bases 1 to 531 code for a protein of 176 amino acids.